Molecule: messenger RNA, 2778 nt
Organism: Eupeodes corollae
Lineage: Eukaryota; Metazoa; Arthropoda; Insecta; Diptera; Syrphidae
Product: fibroblast growth factor receptor-like 1
Exons: 5
Coding region: 1566-2597 (343 amino acids)
Source: RefSeq, a predicted model, not a curated record
UAGUAAGCUUGUCGAUAUUGGCGUGCGUCGUCGUCUCGUCGGUUGGUCGGUCUUUCGGCGACAAGGCAAUUAUAGUGGAGUAAGAAGCUAGUUGCUCGUGGGAAAUUGUGCCCCAUGAACAUUAUGUGUCUGUAUUCUAAGUGUUUUCUAUCGCAUUGACAUUCGAGCUAUAAUUUGAUCAAGUAUUCGAAACGGAUAAACACUUUCGAUAAAACUGUUUAUGAUCGAAAAUCCGAACUUUCGGUAUAAUUUUCGGAACUUGUAACUUGAAAUAGACACAAUUUAUGUAUUUUUAAAUUCGAAGAUAAACGUUUAUAAGUCUUCUGAUAAGUUCGGGUGUCCGUCGCUCGCGUCAUUGUCGUUGUAGUCGUCGUGCGUUAGGCGAUACCGUAAUCAAAUAAUCUAUUAUUUUAUUUGAUAACAAUGUUACUUAGCGGUAUAGGGGAGAAAAACGCACUCGAUAGACAGUUAUAUUCCAGUGUCAUUUAUUCGAUAAUCGAAAGAAUUAAGUAGGUAAAUAUUUGUCAAUACCCGAUCACGGUGAUAAUAGAGUUGUAGAAAUAGCCCUACAAGUGGUUAACAGCUCGGUAGUAAGUUAGUUCUAUAGGAGCAUUCAAUUCAGAAGCACCGGUAAAUAUUGGCAAUAUCAACAACGUAUUUAACGGUCUUUCAAUAUCAAUUCGAAUUUUAUAUACUGUUGUUUUUAUUGUUUGUGUUGUUCUCUAAACGAUAAAAGUAGCAAUAAGUUGCUAAAGGAUUUACACUUAUGAUCGCGUAUUAUUGUGUUUGUUUAUGUGUUCGAAAGUGCAGACCUGGAUAUACGUACCUUACCUAUAGAGAGUUUUCUCAGGCUUUGAUUAAUAUAAACAGUGUUAUCUUUGUUAAACGGAAAUAUUAAUUGCUUAACUCGCCUGCGUUUGCCUAUCUUCUCUCCUAUAAACGAUAAAGAGUUUAUUGAUAAAAAGAAGUAUUAAUAAAUAAAAACGAACAUUUUAUUGCGUGUACCUCUAUCUAGCUCUUAUUAUAGCAUCAGCCGAAUCAACAUUUCCAUUUCAAAAAAAAGCGAUGAGGCAGUUUUAAAUAAACACAUCUUUGGGAGCAUUUGAAAUUAUAUAUUGGAAAAAUGUUCCAAGUAAAAUAAACCAAAUCACCACCAUCCGCCAAACCACCUAUGGUAUUUAGGUAUACCUUACAUAUUCAUAGCCCCCAGAUAACACCGCAGAGUCAACGUAAAUACGUCCAACACAAACGGAAAGCUUUCCUAAGGCAUUCAAAUAUUAUGGAAAGUCUAGUGCUAUAAUAUAGCUGAGGAGGAACAGCCGAGAAAUUUUCAAAAACAAUUUCAUUGAGGAUAAGUUUUAUCGACAAACAGUCGGUGGCGGGAAAAACGAAUUCGUAAACACUUCUUGCGGAAAUAGAAAACACACUUUACACUUUGGAAAAUUUUGGAUAAAUUCAUUUAAAAUUGAAUUAUUUUUGAGAAGAACACUUGAAAUGCGGCGUGGAGAGGAGAUGCUUGUUGGUGCGAUUUUAUACCAGAUUGAUGUUAUAAAUGUGAAACUAUAAUGAUAAUUGACCGAUCAUUGUUGCUACAGUUUAUAAUCUGGAUUAAUGCUGUGUGGAUUGGUGAAACGUCAUAUAUUGACUAUAGUGAAAACACACAAUUAAUUCACCAAAGGGCCGGAAACGAUAUUACACUUAAAUGCGGAAUCACCGGGCUUCUUAGUGAAGAACCAAUUGAUGGAAUGCAAUUUAAUUGGUAUUUCAAGCCUUGUGGAGAUGAUUCAUAUCAAAAAUCUUGCCAUACCGCGCGAUCAGAGACCUGGUCACAUCUGCCAUGCGAUAAAAACUAUUGCCAAUCACUACUUCACUUGAAAAAUCUUACCGACAAGAAUUCCGGCCUCUAUAAGUGCACAAUCUAUCCGUACAAGCUGGACGAUGUUACAACCCUAGAUAUUCAAUUAGUUCGAACAUAUCAAUUAGAUGUAAAGAAUUCAACGGUGAUUGUGCCCGAGUUUCUUGAUGCAUUUCCUGAAAACAAGACUGCAGCUAUUGGCUCACAAGUGGUUUUCCAGUGUCGCGUUCAGAGUCAGGUGCAUCCGACUAUAAAAUGGUUCAAACGAAUUUCGGACAUGGAUGGGCAACUAGGCAUGGAAUACAAUUUGGGCCAUCAGGAGAACUUCAACUCCCACAUUGUCCAGUACAAUGGAAGGACAUACGAGCUAUUGCAGACGGCGCGUGAGAAAAGCGUUGACGAUGAGAUUUAUUUGAGCAAACUGAUUCUGAAUGGAGUUCGAUCACAGGACGAAGGAUUCUAUGCUUGUGUGGCCAUCAGCUACAGGGGACAUAGGAUACGAGAAGCCCUUUUGAGAGUAGAGGACGACAUGGAUUACCAAGGUGAUGAGAGCAACUAUUGGGAUGAUUAUGAUACCACCGACGAAGUGCCACAGACCGGGGGCGAUGGGUUCUGGAUGUUGUUCUUAAUGCCCUUGGGCCUAGCGGUUAUACCGAUUGCUAUUUGGCUGUGUUAUGUAGUGAGUAAGAAAAUGCCAGAGAACCGAUUGGGUUUUGAAGAUGAGCAACAAACAUUGCAGUAGAUAGUAGACAGGGAAGGAUUUGAUUUGUAUUUAUAAAACUUGUUGUUCCUACGCUUAUUAGAAAAUAUUAUUGUAUGUUAUAUUAUAAGUAUUUUUUUAAUUUAUAAAUAAAAUCUUAAUGGAACUUAUGAAAAUUUUACUCAUUAAAUAAAAUAUUAUUGAAUUAACGAAAAAACCAACA